Moesziomyces antarcticus is the source of this 1197-nucleotide messenger RNA. Its product is annotated as branched-chain amino acid aminotransferase. The record is from RefSeq and is a predicted model, not a curated record. The coding region runs from base 1 to 1197 and encodes 398 amino acids. NCBI's taxonomy places the organism in Eukaryota, Fungi, Basidiomycota, Ustilaginomycetes, Ustilaginales, Ustilaginaceae. Gene Ontology annotation, biological process: branched-chain amino acid metabolic process. The transcript has a single exon. Gene Ontology annotation, molecular function: branched-chain-amino-acid:2-oxoglutarate transaminase activity.
AUGUCGUCGAGCAACGGUCGUAUCGCCACUGCGCCCUCGCAGUCGGUGGACUGGGCGAGGCUCGGAUUCAAGGAGCGCGAUGUGAACGGCCUCGUGCGCGUCACCUGGAAGGACGGCAAGUGGGGCAGCGUCGAGAUCCAAAAGGAGAGCCACAUCAACGUGCACGCAGCUGCGCCCUGUCUCAACUACGGACAGCAGGCUUUCGAGGGCAUCAAGGCUUUCCGAUCGGCCACGGGAUCGGUGCGCGUGUUCCGACCGCACGAGAACUGGGUGCGCAUGAACCUGAGCGCACGCAUGGCGUCGAUGCCCGAGCUGCCGCAGGAGCUGUUCCUGGAGGCGAUCAAGGUGGCGGUUGCGAUGAACCUCGAGUAUGUGCCGCCGUACCAGAAGAACGCUUCGGGCGGUGCGCUGUACAUCCGACCUCUGCUGCUUGCCACGGGACCGAAUCUGCUGCUGGGCAGUCCGGACGAGUUUACGUUCCUGGUGUGGGUCACACCCGUCGGAUCGCUCUACGGCAGCGGUGCCGAGAUCCCUGCCGUGGACGGAUUUGUGCUCGACACCUUCGACCGCACUGCACCCAUGGGUACGGGCCACACCAAGCUGGGCGGCAACUACGCGCCCGUGUUUGCGCCCACGGCUGCGGCCAAGAAGCAGGGCUAUCCGAUCACGCUGCACCUCGACUCGGCCACGCACACGUACGUCGACGAGUUUUCCACCUCCAACGCGCUCGCCGUGCGCAAGCAGGGCUCGGAGACGACGCUGGUGGUGCCGGAGAGCACGUCGAUCCUGCGCUCGGUGACCAAGCUGAGCGUGGUGGAGAUCGCCGAGAAGCUGUGCGGCUGGAAGGUGGAGCUGCGCCAGGUGGCGUUUGACGAGCUCAAGCAGAACAAGUUUGGCGAGUUGAUGGCGGCAGGUACCGCCGCCGGCAUCACGCCCGUCCGAUCGCUCUCGUACAACUCGCACAAGCCGCAGCUGCAGCACGAGAAGCUGUCGCCCGACGGACCCAAGUACACCUUCCCUGCCGAAAACGAGGUGAAGCGCAUCGAGUUUGGCGACGGCAAGACCGCGGGCGAGUGCGCGCGUAGGCUGUUUGACGAGCUCACCUCGUACCAGUGCGGCGACCAGGAGGACAAGUUUGGGUGGCUGUGGCCUGCCGAGGGGCUCGUUGCCGAGGACGCCAAUCUGCCUUCCAACUAG